AUGGGGUCAGGACGUCAGAUGGCUGAUUCUUCAUCUCUCUCAUCUGGUGGCCGUUGGAACUAUGAUGUGUUCCUCAGUUUUAGAGGUCAGGAUACACGCAAAAUCUUUGUCGGCCAUCUCCACAAGGCUCUUGAUCUGAAAGCAAUCAACUCAUUCAUAGACUCUGAAGAUCUCUGCAUUGGCAACGACCUUUCAGAGUUGCUCAGGGCUAUUGAAGACUCCAGGCUCUAUAUUGUAGUUUUCUCCCAAAACUAUGCUUCUUCCUCAUGGUGCUUGAAAGAACUGGUUAAGAUACUUGAAUGCGCAUCAACGAAGAAGCAGUCAGUGAUACCCAUUUUCUAUGAAGUAGAUCCAUCUGAUAUCCGCAAACUGAAGGGGAGCUUUGGAGAGGCUUUUGCGAAACAUGAGCAGGAUGCUAAUGCUGACAUCAAUGAGGUAAAGAAGUGGAAGAUUGCUCUAACUGAAGCCAGCAAGUUAUCUGGAUGGGAUUCACGAAAUUACAGGGAUGAUGCCAAGUUUAUUGAAAAAAUUGUAGAAGAUAUUUCCGAAAAAUUGGCCCACAUCUCCUCCAGUAAAGUCAAUGACUUGGUUGGAAUGGAUUCCCACAUAGAGAAAAUGUGUGCACUGUUAUGUCUUGGAGAGGAUGGUGUUCGUGUUGUUGGAGUUUGCGGAAUGCCUGGUAUAGGAAAAACAACCAUUGCUAGAGCUGUUUAUGAAGAAAUUGUUUGUCAAUUUGAACACUAUUGCUUUCUUGACAAUGUCAAGGAUGGUUUCAAGAACAAUGGUGCAAUACACAUGCAGGAAGAACUUCUUUCUAGAAUCUUUGAGAAAAGAGUCCGUUGUCUAGGCACUUUGAGUAAAGGAUCCAAGAUGAUAAUGGAAAGAUUGAGCAAGAAAAAAGUUCUGCUUGUUCUUGAUGAUGUAGAAAACUUUGCACAAAUUGAAGCAUUACUUGGAAAACAGCAUUCAUUUGGUGGUGGAAGUAGAAUCAUUGUAACCACUAGAGAUAUACAGUCACUCAGUGGAGUUAAUGCAAGAUACAGUCCCACGUUUCUAAGUGAUGAUGCAGCUCUUGAGCUCUUCAAGCAGUAUGCCUUCCGAACAAACCAACCUACAAAAGAUUAUGAUCCUCUCUUAAGGCAUGCCUUAGAAUAUGCUCAAGGUCUGCCUCUAGCACUCAAAGUUUUGGGAGCUUUUCUAGAUAACAAAAGUAUACAUGAGUGGGAAGAUGAGCUAGAGAAAAUAAAGGAAAUUCCACAUUUAGAGAUUCAAGUAGUGCUUAGAACAAGUUAUGAUGGCCUGGAUCCUUCUCAGAAGGACAUAUUCCUAGAUAUUGCAUGCUUCUUUAGAGGAAUGGAGAAAGGCUAUGUAACCAAAAUUAUGGAAAGUUGUGGCUUCUAUCCUCAUAGUGGAUUGCGAGUGCUAAUUGAUAGAGCUCUUGUAACUGUUUCAGAUGACAAUAGGCUGGAAAUGCAUGAUCUAAUAAAGGAUAUGGGUUGGGAGAUUAUCCGCCAACAAUCUAUUAAAGAGCCUGGGAAGCGCAGUAGGUUGUGGAUUUAUGAAGAUGUUGCUCGUGUAUUAACUCAAAAUAUGGCUACAGAUGCAGUUGAAUGCAUAAUGCUAGACUUGUCGAAGUCAAAAGAUGUCUACAUAGAUGCUGAAGCUUUUGUUAGAAUGACGAAACUAAGACUUCUCAGAAUCGGUUAUUACCACUCGAUAGACUUGAAUGCAAAAGAAUUUCAAUUGAAGCACCAUCCAAGAGAUGAGUGUAAACAACAUGUGAGUGGGGAUGUAAAGUAUCUCUCUGAUGACUUGAGGUAUCUCAUGUGGUAUGGAUGCCCCCUGAAGUCUUUGCCAGCCAAUUUUCACCCGAAGAAUCUGGUUGACCUUGACAUGCGUUGUAGCCAUAUUGAACAACUUUGGAAAGAAACCAAGGUAAAAUAA
Messenger RNA from Fragaria vesca subsp. vesca, 1944 nucleotides. It is a transcript of the gene NBS9, whose product is annotated as TMV resistance protein N-like. Gene Ontology annotation, molecular function: ATP hydrolysis activity; DNA-binding transcription factor activity; sequence-specific DNA binding. The coding region runs from base 1 to 1944 and encodes 647 amino acids. NCBI's taxonomy places the organism in Eukaryota, Viridiplantae, Streptophyta, Magnoliopsida, Rosales, Rosaceae. The record is from RefSeq and is a predicted model, not a curated record. Gene Ontology annotation, biological process: regulation of DNA-templated transcription; signal transduction; defense response. The transcript is spliced from 4 exons.